UCAUCCGGGUCUUUCUCCAGUCUGUAAUGUAACAUGGCGGGUGUUUGCCUGAAGUGAUUAUUACUCGAAACAAGUGCUUUUUAUCCAUACAGAUGGUGAUUUUAAGACUUUGGCAUGCUUGUUAAUGCCAAGAAAAUAAUCUAGUUGUGAAAGAUGCAGAAUGUAGUACAGGGACCUGUCGCCGACAGCGAGAAAGAGAGCUCAAUACUGGAGGGUGCGAAGUCUGACUCGACCGCCACCUUGAGACCAGCUACCCCGGAUAAAUGCCAAACGUAUGCGGACCUUCAAGAUAAAUUUUUCACAGUAUCGGGCGAAUCAGAUAGCGAAGAGGGUGACGAAUCGGAGGUGGAGCCGUUUGCCUUGGGUGAGGGGGAGGGGGAGGAGGAGGAGGUGGGUGGAGCAGCUGGGAGCGUACGCAACAAGUUCCUGUUGUCGGCCGCAGCCCAUGCCACUGCCACUACACCGGACCUUAGUACUGCCUCACCACACCAUACUCAGCCACAUUUUGAUCCCGAUACUCAUUCACGGCUCGUGGCACUUUUAGAAGCUGCAGUUUCUUCAUCCUCAGAUCCGGAAGUACUUCGCCGUCUGACCUCCAGUGUUUCUUGUGCACUGGACGAAGCUGCAGCUGCCUUGACGCGUAUGCGCUCGGAAACGGUAGGUGGAGCAGCAGCAGCGGCGGCGGCGGCAGCAGCGGCGGCAGCGGCAGCAGCCACAGUGGGAGGAAGCAGCAGCAGCAGUAGCAGCAGCAGUAGCAGUAGCAGUAGCAGCAGCAGUACACCUGGGGACGGACAGCGCACCUUGGUGGAGGCUUGCACGGACGGGGACGUACCAACGGUUCGCAGGCUACUAGACGAAGGCAGGUCUGUUCACGAGACCACAGAAGAGGGAGAGAGCCUACUGUCUCUUGCUUGCUCUGCAGGAUAUUACGAAUUAGCCCAAGUUCUCCUUGCAAUGCGUGCCAAUGUGGAAGAUAGAGGCAUCAAGGGGGACUGUACCCCCUUGAUGGAAGGGGCCUCUGCAGGACAUGUAGAAAUAGUCAAGUUGUUGAUUGCCCACAAUGCUGAUGUCAAUGCGCAAUCAUCAUCUGGCAAUACACCUCUCAUGUAUGCCUGUGCAGGUGGCCACAGUGAUGUAGUGAAGGUUUUACUCCAUCAUGGUGCAAAUGUUGAAGACCAUAAUGAGAACGGCCACACCCCACUGAUGGAAGCUGCUUCUGCUGGUCAUGUGGAGGUUGCUAAGAUACUAUUAGAAAAAGGUGCAGGAAUAAACACCCACAGCAAUGAAUUUAAGGAAUCUGCAUUGACUUUAGCCUGCUACAAGGGCCACUUAGAGAUGGUUAAGUUUUUGCUUGAUGCUGGAGCAGAUCAAGAGCAUAAGACUGAUGAAAUGCACACUGCCCUGAUGGAGGCCAGCAUGGAUGGCCACGUGGAGGUUGCACGCCUUCUUCUUGACUCUGGUGCACAGGUGAACAUGCCUGCUGACAGCUUUGAGUCACCCCUGACCCUGGCUGCUUGUGGUGGCCACACUGACCUUGCACUCCUACUUUUAGAAAGAGGAGCAAAUAUCGAGGAGGUAAAUGAUGAGGGAUACACCCCUCUCAUGGAGGCUGCCAGGGAAGGACAUGAAGAGAUGGUCACAUUGCUGUUGGCUCAUGGUGCGGACAUUAAUGCACAAACGGAAGAGACCCAAGAGACUGCGUUGACAUUAGCGUGUUGCGGAGGCUUUAGAGAUGUUGCUGAUCUUCUUAUCAAGGCUGGAGCAGACUUGGAACUUGGGGCCUCAACGCCGCUAAUGGAGGCAGCACAAGAGGGCCACCGAGAUCUGGUCGAGUAUUUGAUUGAAGCUGGUGCUAAUGUCAAUGCCCAGACAUCAACAGGAGACACUGCACUAACUUAUGCUUGUGAGAAUGGGCACACCGAUGUUGCUGACCUCCUGUUACAAGCCGGGGCUAAUAUGGAGCAUGAGAGUGAAGGUGGACGCACACCAAUGAUGAAGGCUUGUCGGGCAGGUCACCUUUGCACGGUUCAGUUCCUUGUUGUAAAGGGUGGUGAUGUGAACAAGACGACCACCAACAACGACCACACGCCACUUUCCUUAGCCUGUGCAGGUGGUCAUGUUCCUGUGGUGGAAUUGCUGCUAGUUCACGGGGCCGAUCCACAUCACAAGCUCAAGGACAAUUCUACCAUGCUGAUGGAGGCCAGCCGUGGUGGUCACACGAAGGUGGUGCAGCUCCUCAUUGACUUUCCCACCUCCAUUUCCCAUCUUCUUCCUGUGGUUGCUCCUCCUCACCCCAGUGUGACUGGCGGCGGCGCAGGAGUAGCGGGAGAGUUGACGAGUGGGCCCUUGCUGGAGGGAGACCCACCCCACCUCACCAUGGGCCUCACUGUGGUUCCAGGCUCAGAUCCUCAGACUCCUUUAAUGCUCAAUGCAAAUCAACCCAUAUUUAAUGAUAUUGCUCGACUAGGAGAUGGAGGUCUACCAGGAGGAUCUACUACCGUCUCCAGUACUCAAGCCUCGGUUACUAAGGUAAACCGUAGCAAGAGCAAUCGUAAGCCUGCCACUUCAUCUGUGUUACCUACCACCAUGGCUCCUGGCCUUACUCCUGCCACUGGGGACAAGACUACCACCAGUGAGGCUCAAACUGCGAAAACGUCAUCAGUCAAUAAUGCAACCAACAGUGAUUAUGUUCUAUUAACCCCAACCUCUCCAACCUCACCUCCACCUGCCAAUCAGGAAGAGGCUAGCACAAAGUUGCGACCAUGUGAUCGUCUAGAUCAGUAUGUAGACAACCUUGUUAGGAAGGCGGAGCAACCUCACCAAAACCGUGAAGAGCAGAUCCUCCAGAAGCAGCAAAUUCUAGAAGAGUUGCAAAGGGUGGAGAGGGAAUUACAAGGGAAAGUAAUCCCUUACAGUGGCAACUAUGAUACCCCAAGAAGCACGAAUAACAGCAGCUGCAACAGCAGUGGCAUUACCACAAGCAGUAACGGUUCAAUUGUUGGCCCAAUGUGUAGUAACAAUGCGUCAUCCAUUACAACGUUGGCCAGCACCAGUACCAAUAGCAACACCAGUAGUGGCAUCAAUGCAGGAAGCACGUCUUUGGCAGCUCCUCUUGUUUAUCCUCCUGCAUCUCUGCAUACCCAUGUACCCAUUGCUACGCAUACUGUGGAAACUCAGACAGGCUUCCUUCCUGGCACUGGAUGGGCAAGUUUACCCCCAGGUGUAGUUAUGUCAGAAUUACCCCCAGUGGUGUCCUUAUAUGGUGGAGCAGCUUCUGCAGCCCAGUUACCAAUUUCACUUCCAGCUGAGGGAGCCCAAGUACCUUCAUCAAUGUUUUCUGGGGGAACAUGCCCUCAGGAAACUGCUGGUUACUCUGCAUCAUCUGUGUAUCACACUCCAGCCUCACCGCCUUCUCUUCCGACUCACAAUAUUUCCUCGUCUGGACCAGCAACAGGAAACGUUCCGGUCUCGGAAAGACCAAAAAUGAUACCUUCAAAGAAAGCAGAUAAAAAGAAGCUUCAACUUCAGCAGCAGAAGCAGCAACCUGUAUCUCAGCAGCAACAUGCUACUCAACAGCAGAUGAUGGUGCAGCGUAGCCAAGCUGUUCAGCAGUUACAGCUUCAACCAGUACAGCUGAGCCAUGGGGUUGAUGGUUCAUAUAGUUGUCCAGCUAGUGGCUUAGGUACUCAACCAUUACUCGUGCCAGGUGGUAAUGUUACUUCCUUACCUCCUCCACCUCCUCCUGGUGUGCUGCAUCCUUCAAGUGGAGCAACACAAUGCCUUCCACCUCCACCACCACCACUUCCUCCUCCCCUUCUUGUUGAUACUACUCAUGAUCAGAGCUGCCAGAAUAAGAAGUCUGAAACCAGUGUAACAAGAGGAAAAAUGGAUAAAAAACGUAGUGUUCCCUCAGAAUGUGAUUGUCCAGGGCUUUUACCAAACGAAGAAGUGGCUAGUAGUGGGGCUGGUUUAAGCAAGUUAGAGAAUGAUUGUGCGAGCCGUGAUGCUGAUAGUGGAGCAGAAGUUGUUCCUUUAACAUCAUUAGGCGCUCCACUGCAACUGUCAACGGGGUUGGGGCCGGCCCCGGGCACAGGUUUGCAGUUUGUUCCCACUACUCUUGUAUCCUCUCCUCACCUGCAAUUUGCACCCUUCCAAGUUGGUACAGGAUCUGUGCCUCUGCAAUAUGGUCACUUGACAUCCUUGGGGAUGGGGCAGGCAGUGUCCAACCAGCCAGUCACCAGUCAAGCUGCUGCUGCUGCAGCAGCAGCACAUCAGCUGCAAGUAAUAGGUUCCUCUGGAGUUUCAGCUAGCAGCAGUGGUAACACUAACAUUACCAAUGCAAGCGGUCCUGUUGUGACAGGUGUUCCUCAUUCUAGCAAGUCUCAAGUAAAGAAGUUUUUGCUUCACUCACCGCAGAUAGGAGUAAAUGCAGGAGAGAGUGGAGGUCAGCAACGUGGACCCCCUCUCGGACCUCUUUUGCAUACUAGUGCAGGAACGCCUCCUACAGGACAACAGGUUUCUCACCCUGCCUCGCUCAGUCAACCAUCUAAGAAAAGUAAGAAGCAGGUUCGAGCUAGUGUAAACAAGCAAGAGAGAGACGGUCAUUACAGCCUUCCUGUUAGUGCAGAUGGAGUAAGUGUUCAAGAUGCUAACCACCACCAGCCUGUUGCUGCAGGCCUACCUCUAGAUCAAGCAGCCCAGGGUGUUGUAUAUGCUAAUACCCAUACCAUGGCCCACUUUCCUGCUACCAUGGCAGCACCAUCCGGUGCUCUUCCUCUUACCAAUGGACCUGUUACAUCGUUCGGCCAGGGUUUACAAGUUAAUGAGUCUGGGUUAAUGGUUGCUACCCCAGCUGCCCCGGCCAAGAUACUCAAUGACCAAUUACCUGACAUGAUAACAACACCUGCUGCUCAGGUGGGUGGUGGACAGCUUGGGGUUGGAGGAGUACCAGUGUCAGUGGGAGUUCCAUACAUGGGUGGUGAUGGGACUGUUCCAUACAAUGGGUCACCGGGUAUUGGACCCGCAGGAGUAUGCCAUUAUCCUGCUGCAAUACCCUCCCAUCUGGUUGAUGUAGAUAUCGAGACAGAUUCCAACCAUGACACAGCCCUGACGUUGGCUUGUGCUGGUGGCCACGAGGAAUUGGUGCAGCUUCUACUUGCUCGCGGCGCCAACAUAGAACACAGAGACAAGAAGGGAUUCACCCCCUUGAUACUAGCAGCUACAGCAGGACAUGCCAAGGUAGUAGAAACUUUACUCACUGCAGGUGCACAUAUUGAGGCUCAGUCUGAACGCACCAAGGACACUCCUCUCUCUCUAGCAUGCUCAGGAGGCAGAUACGAGGUGGUAGAAAUUCUCCUACAGCGAAGUGCCAAUAAGGAACAUAGAAAUGUAUCAGACUACACCCCUCUUUCUCUGGCUGCAUCUGGGGGCUUUGUUAACAUCAUUAAGCUGCUGCUUGACAAUGGCGCAGAGAUCAACUCACGCACAGGAUCCAAGCUUGGUAUCUCCCCACUCAUGCUUGCUGCCAUGAAUGGUCAUGUGGCAGCUGUGAAACUACUAUUAGACAUGGGCUCGGACAUCAAUGCUCAAAUCGAGACCAAUCGGAACACUGCCCUUACCUUAGCUUGUUUCCAAGGUCGGCAUGAAGUUGUAUCGCUUCUCCUUGACCGCAAAGCUAAUGUUGAACACCGUGCCAAGACUGGAUUAACACCUCUGAUGGAGGCUGCAAGUGGUGGCUAUGUUGAGGUUGGGCGUGUCCUGCUUGACAAGGGGGCAGAUGUCAAUGCUCCACCUGUACCAUCUUCUCGAGACACUGCCCUCACCAUCGCAGCAGACAAAGGCCAUUAUAAAUUUGUGGAACUUCUUAUACAACGAGGUGCUCAAGUAGAGGUGAAGAACAAGAAAGGCAAUUCUCCCCUAUGGUUGGCUGCUAAUGGUGGGCACUUGGAGGUUGUGCAACUACUUUAUAGUGCCACUGCAGAUAUCGAUUCAGAGGACAACAGGCGGGUGUCCUGCCUCAUGGCAGCAUUUAAGAGAGGCCAUUAUAAAGUGGUUAAAUACAUGGUUCGAAAUGUAUCUCAGUUUCCUUCUGACCAGGAAUUGCAGCGGUAUAUUGCCACUUUAGGGGACAAAGAGCUCAUCACUAAAUGUACCAACUGUUUGGAAGUCAUUCGGGCAGCCAAGGACAAGCAGGCUUUAGAAGCCAACAAAAAUGCAUCCAUCCUGCUGGAGGAACUUGAACAAGAACGAUCUCGAGAGGAAUCAAAGAAAGCGGCAGCAUCCCGACGAAGACUCAAGAAAAAGGCUAAAAAGCAAGAAAAGAAAGAGGAAAAGCGGCGCUUAGAAGAAGUGAAAAGAAAUGAUGACGGUAGUGAUAAUUAUGAUGACGACGACGAUGAAAAUGGAAGCAAUGAAGACCAAGAUAAUCAUGAGGAACAAAGUAAGAGAGAGAAAAAUGAAGCAAAUGCUCUACAAAGAGUAGUGGAGCAAAUAGUUCCUGAAGAGAAGGAUGGAGAUAGUGGCAUAGAUUCAAAUAGCCAGACUAGUGCAACCUCUGAAACCAAAGUAACAGAUGAAAAAGACAAACAGGGAAAGAGAACAAAGAAAAAACGGAAGGAAUCUUCAACAAAAGACUCGACAAUUGCCAACCAAAAACAGAAUGGUACGUCUUCCCCAAUCCCUAACAGUGAAAGCAAUGAGCUUAAAAGGCUAACGCCUAAUGCCAACAGUAUCCAGCCACAGUGUAGUGCCUCGAAUACCUUAAAUUCAAAGAGUAAGAAAAAGAAGGAAGAGGAGAAUAAAGCAAGCGGAGUAAUGAAUGAGCUUGAUAUCUUUCGCCUAGAUAAUAUCAAACCUGUCAACAACAAAAAAGCAUCCCAUGAUUCCUCUCGUGUCAAUGCCUUGGACACAUUUGGUGAGGUUGAUCAUUAUGUAACGCCCAUUCCUGGUCUUGUUGGUAGUGCUUCAACUACUCUAAGUGCACCUUCCCUUAGUCCUAAUGCCAAAUCUGUCCCUGGUUUAGGAACAAGUCCUAAGAAAGGGACUCGAAGAGAAGAGGGGUGGAAAGAAGUAAGUCGAAAGGCAAAAAAGGUAUCUGUUCCCAAUAGUGCAAUAAGUCGAGUCAUUGGUAGAGGUGGCUGUAAUAUCAAUACCAUUCGUGAGGUAUCUGGUGCACACAUUGAGGUAGAGAAGCAAGGCAAGAGUCAAGGAGAUAGAAUGAUCAGCAUCAAAGGUUCUACAGAAGCCACCCGUCAGGCUCAGAACCUUAUUUCCGCCUUGGUUAAGGAUCCUGAUAAAGACCUCUCGGAGCUACUUCCCAAAUCCGUAGCCAAGGUAGCUCCAAAGCCUUCCAAGAUAAAUGAUAAUUCUGUUUUACAGUCAAAUAGCAAAGCUUUACGACCUGCCAGCACCAUUGGAAUUAGUAUGCCUACUGUUACAUCGUCAACUAUCAGCAUAACUGUAGCAAAGUCUGGCACCACCACAACUACAGCAUGGUCUAGUGCAGUUUCCUCACCAAAGCGGAUUAUAGCACAAACCAGGCCAGUGUCAACUGUCGGUCCACUGAAUUUCUCUGCUCCAAAAAGCCCGGCUGUCCGUCAACUAUUCCCAGGAGAGAAGAAAUCUGUGCCUACUACAUCUGUGGCUAAUAAACCAUUGAACAGCUCGCAUCCAGUAAGUGUACCAAUGUCGAGUGAACCUCAUCAAACAUUUGCUGCAAAGCUGGCAGAUUCAAAAACUUCAACUAAAAGUUCAACACCACCAUUAGUUGCAUCGCCUAACCCUUCUGCUCAGUCUGGGUUACCAAACAAUGUUAUUAAUUCAUCAGAAAACAUGGUCGGAGAAGAUAAAAAUGUGCCAGAAACUAAUAAUAAUGGGAUGAUUAGUCAACAGUAUUCUAUCUUCAAUAACCGUCUCAGUCAAGUGACACAUGAAGCUAUGUGGGGUAACAAAGAGAAGCAGGUUAACUUUGCAUCUGUGGCUGCAGCUGGGCUUGUGCCAAAUGGAAAUAAUAAGAUACCACCCCAGAUGCUUCAACAUCAUCAUCAGCAUUUAGGAGUUGGCCAAGUCAAUAACUACAUGGAACCUGUUGACCAACUUCCAAUGGCAGAUGUUACUCGUGCUCCUGGUUAUAGAGGGACAACAUCUACUGUUAUAGUCAGUAGUCAAAUGCCUUCUGUUGCUUCUGGCAGUCCACCAGGAAGUGUCCCUGUGCCUAUGCCUUUAUCUGGACCACACCAGCCUGGGGCUACUAAUAUGGCUCGUAGUGCACCUGGAACACCUGUAGCCUCCCCAUCAAUGAGGCCUAUUGCACCUCCACCUGCUCGUCAGACAGCAACACCCCCUAUGGGUGGUGCAUCAUUCACUCUCCUUCCAGGUCCAUCACGUACUCCUCCACCUAUGUCGUCAUUAGUGCGAUUGCCUUUACAGUCUGCCUCGCUUGGACCGGGUGGUCCACUACCAACUCGUCAUAUGUCCCAGUCUGGAAUGAACAUGGGACAGCAACCGUAUUCUGGAGUUUCUAUGGCCAGUCUUGCACCUGGGGGCCCAGUGUCGUCCAUUCCCCGUGUCCCAAUACCACCACCAGACCACUCUGACUUGGUCAACCUAGCACCUGGUCAGCCUUAUCGUAAACCACCACCACCACUUGAAAUGACCAUGGGCUCUUUCCAUCAGCAAAAGCAGCAGCAACAGCAACAGCAGCAGCAACUACCUUCUUUAGCUCAGCUUGCAGGAAUGAUGAAUAGCCCAAGAUUUACCACGCCACAAACCAACACUCACCCAGUUUUUACCAAUAAUAUUUUGGCACCCAUUUCAGCAGCUCCACAGAUACAGAGCAAUCUUAACCCUAAUGCACCUGAUUUUACUAGCCGAUCUGGAGGUUUUGUGCCACCACCUUCUUUUCAAUCUCGCCAACAGUUAGCUUUUCAGAAUGGUGCACCAACUGUAACACAUUCUCUCGGAUCAGGAUUUGGUGGGAUUAGUCAAUUUCCAGCUGGGCUAGAAACACUGUCAUUCAAUGAAGUUAUGAGUGGACUUAUGCCACGUAAUCAACCACCUUUGGCUGCCAUCCCUGCUUCAGUUGGAGUCAAUGCUGCCUUCAGAAACAAUGGACCAUCACAAGACGGCUCAUCCCCUCUUGCAUCCCCCCAUUCAUCUAAUCCAGCCUCUCCCACUCAAUCUGCAUCUGCUGCCAGUGCUGGAGGGUUGGCACAGCUACCUGAAGAGCGUCAUGCAAAACUACAACCAAUUGGUACCGAGCGUGCACAGAAAAGGUCGGAGCGGGGUGCUGUAGUUGGAGGACUGGGCGGUCACGGAGGGGCUGUGGUCGCCGACAUACAUUGGAACAUGCAAAUGCCAGAUCUGUUGGCUGGGCCCCACCUUGAUCACAGUCUGCCAGCCAACCCAUAUUACAGUGAUUUGGACAUGGCACAGUAUACACAGGCUUUUUGGCAACAAAUUAUGGUUCAGCGGAAUGUGUGGACUAGUUCCACCGGAAGUCUUCUAUUAUUUCCCAUUGCAAGUGUUUGCAACGGUCUUAAAGCUGAGCAAAUUGUUCCGUUGCAUUCUGACCUCCAGCAGAGGGGUUGCCGUUCAAACGAGACUCCACUGUAUACCGCUUUGGAACUGGGACAUGAAUCAGCAGAUGUAGAACUCGCCCCAACUAAGAGCAGCAGCAGCAGCAGCAGCAGAAGCAUGAUGAAUAACAGAGGAAGCUGGUAGCAGAGGCCAGAUGCUCCAGCAAUUGGGAGCGUCUUAAAGGAGCAGCAGUGGUGGUAGCAGCAGCGGGCUGCCUCUUAUGUUGCUCGGCACCGCUUAUUUCAUCCUCGACAGAUCUGCUUGCCUCAAAAAAAUUUAUCAAAUUAAAUGCUUUUAAUUGUAGUCCUUGUGGUUUGGGUGACAUUAAACUCAGUGAAAUUGCUUCAUUCAAGAUAUAAUGAAUUCAAUGAAUGGUACCUCAUAUGUACCCAUAUUUUAGGUCAAUAAAAUGUUUUAAAGUACCACUUUAAAAUUGAGUGAUGUAUGAUAACUGUUAAUGUUUUCAAAGGUUUAAAGGCAACCUCAUAUGCAAUUGCUGUGGUGUCACUCGUGUUGACAUGGUUAUGAUAUUUUGUUGCUUGCCCAUGUAAGGAUUAUUGGUAGUCGUAAAAUGACGCAACGUAAUGGUGGCCUCAUAAACUCUUGGUAGGAUAAUUGUGGUGACUGGAGUCACUACCCCCCAUGACUGAGGAGGACAUUGUCCUAGUGUGGCUGCGCCUGCCGCCCCCACCGGCUGGUCCCACCCCCUCCCAGGCUGCCCGGGGGCGGCGGUGUGUGCAGGCCGCUAUGUAGUGCACAUGGGCAUCUACUGCGCCUGCCCACUGAACAUGCUUCCGGCAUGGAUGGGUUCCCGGCCCCUUUGUGUCCCCAUCGAUGCCGGCAGCCCAUGAUGACUGCUUGUAGUCGGCUUGUCACUGGUUCACCCCGCACCCGGGCCUAAGUUUGCAGUCUUGUGUUUCCUUCAUUGUAUGCAAAGUCAAGUCACUAGAAGGCAACUUACUGUCCUGAGUUGAGCGAUCCCUAUCCCUCCCAUUUGGCCUUUCUUACCUUCCGACAUCCUCCCCUCCCUAUCCCGCUGCCCGCCCUCCCUUUCGCCUGCUCUGUGACGUGCGGCUGCCACACCGCCGCCCGCUCCAAGGUCGUACUUGUAUAUGCAGCAGUAAUUAUAAUAAAGCUUACUAUCCACUUCUAUGUGGAAACAUUAAAGAUUUAUCAGGCAA
Molecule: messenger RNA, 10757 nt
Organism: Procambarus clarkii (red swamp crayfish)
Lineage: Eukaryota; Metazoa; Arthropoda; Malacostraca; Decapoda; Cambaridae
Gene: mask
Product: multiple ankyrin repeats single KH domain
Biological process (GO): innate immune response
Cellular component (GO): cytoplasm
Molecular function (GO): RNA binding; protein binding
Source: RefSeq, a predicted model, not a curated record